Messenger RNA from Puntigrus tetrazona (Sumatra barb), 3848 nucleotides. It is a transcript of the gene fzd3a, whose product is annotated as frizzled class receptor 3a. The coding region runs from base 541 to 2601 and encodes 686 amino acids. Gene Ontology annotation, biological process: canonical Wnt signaling pathway; non-canonical Wnt signaling pathway. Gene Ontology annotation, molecular function: Wnt receptor activity; Wnt-protein binding. NCBI's taxonomy places the organism in Eukaryota, Metazoa, Chordata, Actinopteri, Cypriniformes, Cyprinidae. Gene Ontology annotation, cellular component: plasma membrane. The record is from RefSeq and is a predicted model, not a curated record. The transcript is spliced from 7 exons.
AGGCGACCACAAAUCAACAGCGCCAACUUCAUUUCAUUAUAGUACCGAGACGCUCCUCGCUCCCAACGGCCCUUUGGCCACUGCGUGCUUUAUCCGCGGAUAAGCUGAAGCCAUUAAAUAUUUGCGUACUGAAUGUGUCUUUUCACGCUCAAUCCAGUGACGUAAGUCCUAUUAUGCUUUUAUGUUGAGUGAGAGCAAUAUUCGUCGGCGCGUCAUCGUCAAAUGCGCGCGCCCGUACAAAUCCUCCAAAACCUGCAGAAAGACACACAGGGCUCGUAUUGUUGGAGAAACGAAGUGGAGUCCCACACGCGAAAUAUCCCCGCUGGAGCGAUGUACGUUUUAUAAUUGCAUGGCAACCGCGGCCAUACCUACACUGGAUAGUGGACACGCGCUGAAAAGACCUGGAUCUGGCACAGCAAAAUGGAGAAGCACACGCUAUCUGUGCAAUUUAAACAUCAGAUAAUUCAUGAAGGAAUGGCAGAGCGCAGAUUAUCUUGAUACAACCCAUUCUUUGCAAGUCACAGCACAGACGGACACACCAUGGAUCUCCUUUGGGUUCUGUACUCCAUGCUGACUGUAUGUAUGGCCAUCAAUAUGGAAGCUACCGGGAGCCACAGCAUGUUUACCUGUGAGCCUAUCACAUUAAGGAUGUGCCAGGGCCUCGCCUACAAUACCACCUUCAUGCCCAACCUUCUCAAUCACUAUGAUCAGCAGACUGCUGCUCUCGCCAUGGAGCCCUUUCAUCCCAUGGUGAACUUGGAGUGCUCUACUGAAAUUCGCCCAUUCCUGUGUGCUCUUUACGCCCCUGUGUGUACCGAGUACGGUCACGUGACCCUGCCAUGUCGGCGCCUGUGCCAGCGGGCCAAGAGUGAUUGCUACAAGCUGAUGGACAUGUUUGGGGUCAUUUGGCCAGAUGAGAUGGACUGCAGCAGGUUCCCAGACUGUGAUGAGUCUUACCCUCGAGCGAUAGACCUUCUCCCGAGCAGUGACGGGACCGAGGAGUCUCCCUCGUCGGUUCAGCGUGACUACGGCUUCUGGUGCCCACGAGAGCUGAAGAUCGAGCCUGACUUGGGUUACUCGUUCAUGGGCGUGCAUGACUGCUCACCUCCCUGCCCAAACAUGUACUUCCGCAAAGACGAGCUCAUUUUCGCCCGCUAUUUCAUCGGUGUCGUCUCCAUAGUCUGCCUGUCGGCGACGCUCUUCACCUUCCUGACCUUCCUCAUCGAUGUUGGCCGCUUUCGCUAUCCUGAGCGGCCCAUCAUCUUCUACGCGGUCUGCUACAUGAUGGUGUCCCUGGUCUUCUUCCUGGGUUUCCUGCUGGAGGAUCGCGUGUCAUGCAACGCGGCGAGCCCGGGUCGUUUCCGCGCCUCCACCGUCACCCAGGGCUCCCACAACAAGGCCUGCACGCUGCUCUUCAUGACCCUUUACUUCUUCACCAUGGCAGGAAGCGUUUGGUGGGUCAUCCUCACCAUCACCUGGUUCCUGGCGGCCGUUCCCAAAUGGGGAAGUGAAGCUAUCGAGAAGAAGGCUUUGCUGUUCCACGCCGUGGCUUGGGGUGUCCCGGGAGCCCUUACUAUCACUCUCAUGGCUAUGAACAAAAUCGAGGGCGACAGCAUGAGCGGCGUUUGUUUCGUGGGGCUCUAUGACCUCAUGGCUUUGCGCUGGUUCCUCUUGGUGCCUCUCGCGUUGGAUGUGGUCGUAGGUGUGGUGCUGCUGUUAGCGGGGAUUGCUGCACUAAAUAGGGUCCGGAUGGAGAUUCCCUUAGAGAAGGAGAACCAGGACAAACUGGUGAAGUUCAUGAUCCGGAUCGGCGUGUUCUCCAUCCUGUAUCUGGUGCCUCUGCUGACCGUCGUCGGAUGCUAUCUGUAUGAACAGAGCCACAGAGCAGUUUGGGAGACCACUUGGGUGCAGGAGCGCUGUAGAGAGUAUCACAUCCCUUGUCCGUUUAAGGUGGAACAGACAAGCAGGCCAGAUAUCGCCUUGUUCCUCAUCAAGUACCUGAUGAUGCUGGUGGUGGGUAUCCCGUCAGUGUUUUGGGUCGGCAGUAAAAAGACCUGCUUCGAGUGGGCCAGUUUCUUCAACGGGCAUCGCAGGAAAGACAGCGCGGUGAACGAGAGCAGGCAGGUGCUGCAGGAGCCCGACUUCACCCAGCUCCUCCUCAGGGACCCUAACACCCCAGUGGUGAGGAAGUCUAGAGGCACCUCCACACAGGGCACCUCCACCCAUGCCUCUUCCACGCACCUCGCCAUGUUGGACGAGCCCCCCAGUGCCAGCACGAGCCGCGCUGGCAGCAUGCGCAGCAAAUCAAGCAGCUUCCACGGCAGCCUGCAUCGCUCCAGAGAUGGCAGGUACACAGCUUGCAGUUACCGCGGCGUCGAGGAACGUCUUCCUCACGGGAGCACCCUGCGUCUUAAUGAUCCGCUCCAGCACUGCGGCGUCAACCGCCUCGACAGCCAUUCACGACACGGCAGCCUGCAGCGCCUGGAGAGCCAAUCACGGCACAGCAGCGUGCGAGACCUCACCAUCACAGCACAGGCCAUCCAAAGCAGCCCCGGCAACGGCAUUCACCGCGUCAUAGAGGAGGACGCCACCAAGGCCUGAACUUUCACACGGCGGGAAGUAGAGACCUGACGUGUAAAGGGAACAUGGACUCUUCUGGCACAAACUCCUCGUGAUAGAAUACAUGCGUUCAGACCACACCGUGUGCCGUUUCCCGGGAACUGAACACUUGCAGGUGGUAGCAUUUUGUGCUACGCAAACUUCUUGAACACAUUUACUUAAGACUUUCGAUCAAAGGUUGUGAAGUUCAGUAACGGACUACACCAAACACUUGAAAUCUUUUGAUGUAAAACUACCAUUCAAAGGUUUGGGGUCAGUACUUUCUACAGAUUUCUAAUUUCAAAUGAAUGCUCCAGAACAAAUAAAUGCAGCCUUGUUGUGAAUAAUAAACUUCUUUUUAAAUCUCACCCACCCCAAACGUUUGAAUGGAAAGUAUAUGUAUCUUUUCUCAAGUAAAAUCUGCGUGGAACCUCUUAUUAAAGGGUUCCUGCAAUAACAGGGUCAAAAGUAAGGGCUUUUGAUACGUCAUCUUUCUGUGAUGUAUCCAGGCACUUGCUGUUUUAUAUACUUUCCGAGUUGUUCCACUACAGAUGUGGUUCUGAAUGUUUCUUUCUAUUGUUUGUUGCACUUUUGACCAUUUUGUAGAACAGAACUAGUUACGAAGAUGGACAUCUCCUCACAUUUGGGCUAAAUUUCAAUAGAUGAUUCACCCCAACACGAACAUUUUGUCAUCAUCUACCCGUCAUUCGUUACGCUUCAAACUUGUACGAUUUUCUGUUUGUCCUGUGGAACGGAAAAGGAGAUGUUCAGGAGAAUGUACAAGCUCCUCGUUUCCAUACAAGGAUAGUGAAUAGUGACCAAGGGCUGUGAAGUUAAAUAAAAAAAAAGAUAAAACGUAGCAUAAAAACAUAAAUGACUCACUUGCAUUACAUUGCAAUUCCUCUGAUAAUUGCAGGGGAAAAAAACAUUCAGUCAAUAAUUGUUUCCAGUGCCAAAGUCCUAAAUUUGAGGGUGAAAAAAUGAAAAAAAAAAAAAAAAAAAAAAGAAGUCAUUUUUCCCAUUGAAAAGCAUGAAGAGCUCAAUUUAAAAUAAACCUAAAACAAAAAAAAAUCAUCAGUUAUUUUAGAAUAGAUUAUGGUAAAUGGGCAUAUCCUUCACAACCAAGCUCUUCUCUGUUGAGUUUUAGCACUAAUGUUUAGUCGUUUACCGGAAACUGUGAAAAGCAUUUUUUAUAACAUGUUCAGAAAUCCUGCUUUACGUACAAAAUAAAACAUCACUCUCAAAACGUC